This is a messenger RNA of Ruditapes philippinarum (Manila clam), 5244 nucleotides long. RefSeq names its product myotubularin-related protein 3-like. Gene Ontology annotation, molecular function: metal ion binding. Lineage: Eukaryota; Metazoa; Mollusca; Bivalvia; Venerida; Veneridae. The record is from RefSeq and is a predicted model, not a curated record.
GAAUCACCAGGAAGUUGUGAUCUUCAAUCAAUACAAAGCAACUACAGUAAUGCUGCCUCUGACGCAAGCUGGGACCAAAUGGAUGACCCAGAAGUUAACGUCACACGCUGGGUACCAGAUCACAUGGUCACCCAAUGUGCUGGCUGUGAGAUGGAGUUCUCCAUGCUGAAAAGAAAGCAUCACUGCAGAAACUGUGGUAAGAUAUUCUGCCACAACUGCUGUAAGGAAACGAUCCCGCUACCACAUCAGAUGAUCAACACAAAUGAGAGAGUAUGUCAGGUGUGUUAUACCAAACUUACAAUGCUUCUCACCAAGUCCGUCAUAGAAAUGGACAACGGAAUCGGCGAACUUAGUCCACUGGCUGCUGCAGCAUCCAAUUAGAAAUAUAUAACAAUUACCACGUUUUGUUUUUUGAAAUGGAUAACGGCAUAAAAGACCUUGACCAUUUUCAGUAUCAAACUCUAACAUAUAGAAGUGGAAAGUGGUACAGUAGAAUUUAGUCACCCUGCAUCAGCAUCCAAAUGGAAAUAUACAAUUACCAAGUUUUGUUUUUUGAAAAAGAUAACAGCUUUUUUUUUGGGAGCUUGAUUUUUCGUGCUGCUACAGCAUUUGAUAAGAAAUAAUACACAAUUAUUAGGUCGGUUAUAGAAAUGGGUUACCAUAUCAAAAAACUGAGAGAGGAAUUGAUUAAUUAAUUAAUUGAUACUCUUGUUUUGCAUUCUGGAAGACUUUAUCUUUUUCAGAGGAGCAAUUUGAAAGUGUUUUUGUCUUCAUCAUGCAGAGAAUAGUGUGUGUAUUUGGACAAAAGUUGCAAUAUAGACAUAUAUUUUACUUAGUUUAUAAUUGUUUUUGGAUUAGCUCAUAUCAGAAAUGCCAAGACAUUCUUGUUUGAAAUAUAUAUCACUUAAGUCUAAAAGAUUUGAUACUCAUAUUAUUACCAAGUGCUUUAUUAACUGGCAAGCAUUCAAAUUCUAGAUUUCAUCAAAAAGUUUUGCAUGUCAUUUUGUUUUUGAUAUAAAAUCACAACAUUUUACGGACCAAACCACAGUUAACAUCAGAAAAAAUCUGGGAAAUAAUCAUCAUAACAAUAUUAGACUAUGAAAUAAACAGUAUGAAUUAUACAUGAACACUUGCAAAUUGCAUCAGAAAAGAUAUUUGUUCCAUGUUGCCAUAAUAGUUGAAGUGCUUAUGUACAUUAAGGGAAACAAAUAUUGCUAUGUGAGGUGUGUCCAUAGUUUAUAAUGUUGUAAUAGCAUAAUGUCAGCGUGUCCAUCUUUUAUACAUCUUAUAUCUGGGAAUACUUGUGUAUCAUCCAUCUACUAAUAGAUCAGAAAACAGUUUUUUGUUUCAUACAAAUUUCCCCCUAAACACCCCUUAAAUGUUUGCCUUUCAGACUUUCCUGUCAUCACUUGUCUGUAAACUGUAUUGCAUAUAUAAAAAACAACAACAUUUAAUGAAUUACCCUCAAAAAAGGAAAUUUAACUUUUAAUUUCCAAUAUUUUCCAUCUUCUUGCUCAUUUUUCUAGAGGAAGAAAGUAUUAUGUUUUUUUCAUUUGGCUUUAAUGGUUUAUCUUUUGUAGGGUUAUGCCAUAGGACAGACAAGGUAUCUAUUAGUUUAUCUGUUUCACAUCAGCUUGUCAACAGUGUAAAGUCAGGCCAGUUUGAAAUAAUCCAUGAAAUCUGUCUGGCCAGGCUUUAUACUGUAGGCUGUUGAUUUAAACCUCUUGGCAAUGUAACCCCUUAUAAUAAUAAGCAAUCCUUAAAUAAAGGCUAGAGCAAAUUCAUCACCAAAAUUACGAAAUUAUGGUCACUUUAGAGAAAGUUUACCAGUUACUUUAAUCUAAGGCUAAAGUGACUGGUAACUUUUCUAAAGUGACAGUGGCCGUUAUAUUUAUCUGUCUUUUCUGUCCGAAGUAAGUAGAUAGACUCAAGAGAGAUUAACAUCCUAAUAAAUUACUGUAAAACGUUUUCAAAUUGUUAUUUAAGUUCAACUGAAAAAUAUCCAAAAAGUUCACUCUAGCUGAAAAAAAAUGUAGCCUUAUAAUCAAGCAUUUUUUAAUUGUUGCAGGCUGUUAGUUUUAUUGGUUUAUUGGUCAGACGUUUAUUAGACAAUCAUUUGUUGCCAAAAAUCAAUCUACCUUGGACCUUACAUUAUAAGAAAUGGUUAUUUUUCCCUGUUCAUAUAUUAUGUUUUGUUUAAAGUUGUUUUUCUUGAAAGAUUUGAUGAGAUUUAACUUUUUGAGAAGAUUCUUAAUUUUAGAAGUUUCAAUUACAGUCUGACCCCGGUUAUUCGACAACCCUUUAUUCGAAUACCCGGCAUUUUCCGAAGUAGAUCGGCGGUCCCGUUUUUAUCUCUAUAUAAAUCAAUAUAAAUUCGAGCGUAUUUUUCAAAAUGCAUUAUCCGAAUACCUCCUAUUUUUCGAAGUAAAAUUUCGGUCCCGAAUUUACAAUUAUGAAAGAAUUUCACACCUAUUAUUCGAAGCCAGACUAAUUGGCGCAGAUCGACUCGCUAACCGGUCGACUUGUGAAAAAUAUCAACAGUCAUGCCUGUAUUUAGACAAUCAUGAUAAUAACCCUUUGUGUGUUCUUUAAUCAACUUUAAUUACCGAAAAUGAAAAGCAAUGCACCGUGUACGAUUUUGUUACUGUUAUUGCGUGAAGAUGACAGCAAUAAUUUUCAUAUAUAGAUAGAUAGAUAGAUAAUUUAUUGACGUAUACAUUCAGUACAUAGUCAUAUUACACACAUUUAUAUAGUACAAUCAAACACAAUAUCAUGGUACAUGAACAAAGUUGUAGCACAAAUUUUCAAUUUACAUAUUUUUGGAGAAUGAACGUUAACACCAUUUAGUACUAAAGUGAGCUUAUCUAUUAUAAAGCGUUUACAUUCUUAAAGAUAUAAAAAAAAAAAAUGGAUUUUAAUCUUAAUCAAAUGCUGUGAUAAGAUACCGUAUAUGUAAAUUUGUCAAAACAUCCUAAACAUUUUUUUAAUUAAUUGUAACGCUACAUGAGAGCCUUUAUCCUAAUCCAAAAUACCAGAGUUUAGCUGUAAAUACAGUUGUAACAACACGGCCAUUAUCAAAGCUUUGCGCGAAACGAAACAAUACAUAAUGUAGAAUAAAAUGCAAGUAUUUAUGUCUUCAAUGUCAAUACAAUAAUUUUUACGCAUCUUUUCUUUAAUAUUUAUUUUUCUCAAUUGAUUACAGGAAGUAAGUGUGUUGUAAAAGGAAAUUUACUAUGAUUUGUCAAAGUGGAGUAGUUUCGGUCUAUCACAAUAUUCCGAUUUCGAUUAUUCGAACACAUCGAUUAUUCGAAGUAAAUAUUCAGUCCCAGGCACUUCGAAUAAACGGGGUUGGACUGUAUAAAUAUUGAAAUUUAAAGUUUCUGAUGUAAAUUUAAUUUUCAGAAUUGACCUUAAAUGCAGAUUUAAAAUUAGGACCUGACUUAGUAUCAGCACAAGAUUUAGUUUCAGAGCUAAAUUUAGAAAUUGACUUUAAACAUUAGAUCCAGCAAACUAAAUUUAGAACUCAACUUUAUGGUUUGAGAUCUAAGUUUAGAACUUUAUUUGGAUGGUUAUGGACUUCUGGUUGAACAAUGGAUAUGUAAAACAUAUGUUAUUUUGUAAGUUUUAUUGUUUACUUUUGUAUCUGAACGUUAUUAAACUAUCUGUUGAAUAUUUGUAUAAAUAUUUUUGUAGAUAAAAAAAGCAAAUACUUUAUAUGCACACUAAAAGUUUGUGUUAAAACAAAUGCCAUAAGAUUGUGUUUACUUUUUAAGUUAAGCAUCAGGAGAAGCAAUAAGAACUUGUUUAAGCCCUUCCCUGCUGGGUCCGGAAGUGAUUUACCUUUGCCACCGGUCUCGAGCCAGGCCAGUCUGUAAAUGAGAAUUGAAAAUUGACAGUUUCAAGAUGGAAGGUGAACAAAUACAUUUAAGAAAAAUCAAUAGACUAAAUGUGGAAUUAGAAUUGCCAAAAGAUAUGGGUCAGCAUAAUACAUGUAAUAUGUAACUUAACUCCAAUUUAAUCAAAUAGAAAAAAAGCACCUUAUUUCUCAAAAUGAUUAAUUGAUGAAAUAAGAAAUCUUGACAAAAAUUAAUGUACAUUGUUAAAAGAGUAAAUAAACAAUUGUUUAAGUGGGAGAGGAUGUCUGGUUUUUUUUUUAAAGUUUAAAAGACUCCAAUUUAUGCAUGGCAUAUCAAAAUUGGUCCACAGCUUUCCUAUGAUCAGAUAUUUUAACUAGGUCAAAAGGUCAAAUGUCAAGGUAGUUUAACUAGGUCAGAAGGUCAAAUGUCAAGGUCAUAGUGACAUUAUGUCUCUUUUAUGUAAUCUAAUGAUGAUUAUAAAACAUCUGAUGUUUUUUGACAUGUUUUGUUUGAUCUCUUUGUAAUUAAAAUUGUAAAAUUGCAUAAAUUGUAAAAAAAAUGAAUCUACAAAGCAAUGGAAAUGUUAAUUUGUUUUUAAAUUUUAAUUUCAGCACUUUACAUAAUGUUAUUUACAAUGUAUUUUUUUGUUCCCUAAAGCUGUGAUUUUUGUUCUCAUACUUUGUGCUUGAAUAUCUCUUAUAUUUUUGUCUUGUUUUAUGUACUCAACUGAAGCGUAGCUCAAUUUCUUUGUAAAUUAUUGCAGUUAUUAAUUAUUCAGAAAUUCUUUUAAUAUAUUCAUAGCAUACAAUUAUAAUGACCUAAUUAAGCAAACAAUUUUAUUUUGUUAAUUGUUGAAAGUAAAUUUGAUUAAUUUAAUCUUUUCUUUUCUUUUGGAGUAAAAGUAAUGAUCCUCAUUUUGUAUGUAGAGUUAAUAUUUUCUAAAUCAUUUCCAUCAUUUUAGUAACAUGAUUAUUUUGUAAUUAAGGGAACCAUGAUUGUAAGUUUUGGGGUUCAUGAGUCAUAAAUGUAUGAACAAGGGAACCAAUCAUGAUUGUACUAGGGAACCAGCCGUGAUUGUGUUAAAUAGCAAACCAUUCUUAAACAGUAUGAACUAAAUUUCAUUUUGUAAGUUCCAGGGAACCAGUUGUGGCUGUAUGAACUAGGGAACCAGUCAUGUUUAGAUGAACUAGGGAACCAGUCAUGAUUAGAUGAUCUAGACUGGGUGAACUAGGGAACCAGUCAUGGUUUUGUUUAUGUGAUAUCAUUAAGCUUCCUCAUUAUGAUUACAUGUACAUCCAGUUUGACUGCACUAUCUUCUCUAUGGUAACUGUGCUUCUAUAUGGUGAAAUACGUGACAAAUUACUCAAAAUAAAUCAUAUUGAGCUUA